UUCUACUUGGCUUCACUGUCGCUAUGGCUCGCGGUUCUUCUCGUUUCUCUCGACUCCACGGGACUAGCUGUCGCAAUUCCGAUCAUGACUACACAGCUCGGAGGAACUACACUUGAAGCUUUCUGGGCCAGCAUCGCCUUUAUGCUUGCGGUCUCCGUGGUUCAGCCAAUUUAUGUCACAACCUCCGAUGUCCUCGGACGACGCAUUCCACUCUUCAUCGCACUAGGCUUCUUCUUCGUCGGAGCUAUUGUAUUUGCUGUAGCGCAGAAUAUGGCUACUGUCAUCGCUGGAAGAGUACUUCAAGGACUCGGAGGCGGCGGUCUUGACGUCUUGAGCGAAGUCAUCGUCACGGACAUGACGACAAUGAAAGAACGCCCGCUCUGGGUAGGACUGCUUUCCUUCCCAAUGGCAGUUGGCAGCAUUCUCGGUCCCAUCAUUGGCGCCCUCUUCAGCGAGUAUGCGACAUGGCGAUGGCUGGGAUGGUACAACCUCCCCAUCAUUGGUAUUACUGCACUACUGGCCUUCUUCUACAUGAACUUGAAGCCUAUUGAGGACUCUCUUGCGUCAAAGCUUCGUCGACUGGAUUGGACGGGCAUGCUGCUCUUCGCCACAGGUGCCAUCCUCUUUUCUCUCCCGUUAAGUUGGGCAGAUGCAAUGUACCCAUGGGGAUCGUGGCGGACGAUACUCCCCUUCAUCAUUGGCAUCCUAUUCCUCAUUGGCUUCGCUGUGUAUGAAAAGUAUCCGCCGCAACCGGUAUUUCCCCAUCGCAUUUUCAGCAAUAUUACAGCGCAGGUGACACUCAUUGGUGCUUUCAUCCACGGAGCGAUACUUUACGCGUUGCUGCUAUAUCUCCCACUCUACUUUCAAGCAGUUUUCUUGAAGACACCACUGCAAGCGGCUAUCUCGAUCCUACCGCUGUGCGUCUUCGUUGUCGUGCUUAGCGGUGCCGCAGCAUUCGCAGUCGAAGCCUCACGCAAAUAUCGCUGGGAAAUCUGGGUCGGAUGGGUCUUGCUUGCGAUCGGUGUUGGCCUUAUGGCGCUCUGGGAUCAGAACACUUCAGUCGCUGCAUCUGCUGGCUUCCAGACUCUUGCUGGCCUUGGUUUGGGUAUACUCUUUACAGUCCCCACCAUUGCCAUGCAGGCCAGUGCUCCCACUGUCGACGAUCAAGGGCUUGCGAUUGGUGUGCUUGUUUCGUUCCGUCUUUUUGGGGGUCUGGUCGGUCUCGCGGUGGGUGCCACUGCUUUUAGCAGCACCUUCGGGGGCGCAGUGGCGUCGCUCGGAAGCUUACCUGCAUCUGUGGCCACUCUAGAGAACCCCGCCAGCGCGGUUGGGUUCAUUCCACAUCUGAGGGAGAUCGCCUUGCCGAAUGAGAUGAUGGAUGCGAUCAUUGGCGCAUAUGCGGACUCGUUGCGGACCAUCUGGUAUGCUCUAGCUGCCCUCGCUGCUGUUGGAGCUAUCGCCUCCCUUUUCUUGAAGGAGCUCUCGCUCGAGAGUGAAGAAACUGGCAGGCAGCACAUGGAA
Messenger RNA from Cucurbitaria berberidis CBS 394.84, 1521 nucleotides. RefSeq names its product MFS general substrate transporter. Gene Ontology annotation, molecular function: transmembrane transporter activity. NCBI's taxonomy places the organism in Eukaryota, Fungi, Ascomycota, Dothideomycetes, Pleosporales, Cucurbitariaceae. Gene Ontology annotation, biological process: transmembrane transport. The transcript has 2 exons. The record is from RefSeq and is a predicted model, not a curated record. The annotation marks the transcript as partial.